GGCGGUGGAUUGUCGCGAGGGGUCGUAUUUCUGUCACUGACACACAGAAAAUACUGACAAAAUAUAUUCGCCAGUUUUAAAUUAGGUUCCUCGACUUGUGUGUCAAAAUACACAAACCUGACCGUAAUAUGGAGCAGUUUGUUGUCGAUGUAAAAAACCUGUCAGAGAAACUUCUCCACAGACAGAUCGAUUCAAAUUUGGAUGAAGUGAUUGAGACUCUCUUCAAAGCGAUCUCAACUCUAGAUGCAGCAGCAAAACUACAGGAUUCACAGUUGGAGGAAAUCGCCAUACAGCUGUGGAACUGGGCAGUGACCAAACGUGUUGGCUCAACUAUUACAGAAGAGCAGAAGGCCAAAGUGCGUCAUGUGGCAUGCAGACUUCUGUAUUUAUGCGGGCCUGAGAACCCAUCAGAGAAUAUUGUUCGCAAGCAGAUACUGAUGGCAAGUAAAACUGGAAGAACAUGGCUUGAUUGCAAAAAACCCAAAGUUGCUGAUGAUUUUUUGAGCCUUGCUGACAGUAGCCUGGAGACUCUUUACAGCAGACUCACUUCCCAUGGAGAUUGUGCAGAAGAUAUAAACACACCAAAGGGAGACAUCGAGAAAGAUCUGCUGCGGGUUUUGUCAUAUCAAGCUGAAUCUGCAGUUUCUCAAGAACAACAUGAAGAGGCAGUGUCAUGCAUACAGCGAUGUAAAGAAAUGCUUCUGCGUCUCCCUAAAGAGACUGGCUAUCUCUCUCUCAUCUGUUACAACUUUGGAGUCGACACUUACAGUCAGGGAAAGCAUGAAGAGAGCACAUUUUGGCUAAGCCAAAGUUAUGAUAUAGGCAAGAUGAAUAUGAAGUACUCACCAGGAUCAGAGAUGCAAGCCAAAGUUUUGAGGCUUCUUGCAAAGGUUUAUUUGGAUUGGGACUGUCAGAAGUACCUGGAGAAAGCUCUUCAUGCUGUGAGCUUGGCAAAUAAGGAGCAUAUGCAGUUGUCAGGUCUGUAUCUGAAGAUUCAAAUCCUAAUUAAAAGCCGAAGCCCAGAUGAGGCAAUAAAGUCUGGGCUGUCAGAGCUACUGGACUCUGAGGUUCCUCUGGAAGUGUGCUUGAGCACAGUCAAACUGCUCGUGGAAGAGAACAGGGAGGCUCUGGCCUUUGACUUCCUAAAGAGGGUUUGUCAGCACUUUGAGUCGUCUCCUGAACUGGGCUCUGCUCUGCUCAUGCAUAUAGAGCUGCUGCUGCAGCGGGACAAAGAGCUGCUGGCCAAGCAGAAGAUUGAGGAUGCUAUCACGGGAUAUUACACUGGAAAACAACUAGCACCUCAGACUCUAUCAUCUCUCCACCUUCUUCUGUGGGAUAGAGCUUCCAAAAACUUUGAAGCCAAGAACUAUUCUGAAGCUCUGGAGUGGUAUAACUACUCCCUGAGCUUCUACAGAGCAGGCGAGUUGGAUCAAAACCUUGCUAAACUGCAAAGAAACAGAUCCACCUGUUUCCUGCACCUGCAUCAACUCGAGAAGGCUAAAGAGGCUGUAGAAAAGGCAGCAAGGAUUGACCCAAGCAACAUUUUUACACAGUUCAACAUCUACAAGAUUGCUGUACUGGAAAACAAUGCAGAGAAAGCUGCCGCGGCUCUGAGAGAGAUUGGCGCUCUGGCUCAGAAUCCGGUCACCAGUGAGGACCGACUGCUAGUGACUGAGAACGCUGCUGCAAACCUCCUCAGCCUGGCCGCACAGAUCGCCCUCGAGCAUGAGCAGCAGGAAACAGCCAUCAAAGCCCUUGAGAGUCUGUGUGAACGCUCACAAGAUGUUACUCAAAUCCUCACUGCCUUGAGGUGUUUAGUACGACUUUUUCUUACAACAAUGGAAAACAUCAGUGAGGAAAACAGGAAUGCCAACUUGGAUAUCCUCUUGUCAUACCUAAAAACAGCGCUUGAAAAAUUAUCACAAAUUCAUGGCCACGGAGCACAGCAGCAUUCAGAAGACGCCAACUGGUUCAGGAGAAUCGCGUGGAACUCUGCCCUGCAGUGUGAGCACAGUCCUGUGAGGAUGAGGGAUUUCUUUCUUCUCUCCUUCCAGCUGUCACAGAUGUGCGCCCCAGACCGAGGUGUGUUGAUGGGGCAGAAGACAUGUCUGCUGAUGGCCGCUGCUGCGUCUCUGGAGAUCUGCAGGAGCUCUGAUCACACUGAGCAACAGACCGAGCUCCUGACCCAGACUCUAGAGCAUAUUCAGCUCUGUAAAGAGAUCUGGACCACCAUCAAAGCAUCAGGCACUUCCUCUAAAGACAAAACAGACACAUUAUUGCUGCUCUACGAGUUUGAAGCCCGGGCCAAAUUAAAUGAUCCAAAGCUUGAAUCUGUGCUCGAAUCAGUUUUGGAACUGGAUUACAUUGAGACCAAGCUGCUAGAAAUGAUCGCAGUCCUGGCGAUGGAACCACCGGCCCAUUACCCUGUUCUGUGUAAGAAAGCACUGAGGAUCGCCUUGUCCCUGCACAGAAAACAGCCACAGGUCGACCUCACACGCUGCAGUAACUGUUUACACAGCCUGAUUCAGCUGACCCUGCCGAGCGGCGUGUCUGAGGUGCAGCCUUGCAUGCUGGAGGAAGUGUGGGCCUACUAUGAGGAAGCUCUUUCCAUCAUAGCAACCGCACCCGAGGACUUUCCAGAACUGGAGAUCCUGUGGCUGCUGACCCGAGCGUGGAAUACAGGAAUCCUGCUCUACAGUCUAGCCCAGUAUCCCGAGGCGGAGAGGUGGUGCGGGCUGGGAAUGAGCUUCCUGAAGCACCUGGGCUCUCUGCAGGACAGCUAUCAUUCUCAGAUGGCGGGUCUGUACAGUGAGGUGUUGGACAGGCUGGAUAAAGCAAAGAAGAAUCUCAUUAUUGAGGAGUAAAUGACAGCGGCUUCAGUCGCAGAUGGAGAUCUCAGGUCUAACUGCACGUGUUUAAUAUGAAGUGUGAAUUUCUGUGCAUGUUUUUGAGAAGCUAAGAGAUGUACAAUGCAUCUGAGGGGUUUGUUCGUACAGUUAUGAAAUGGUUCAUAUUCAUUUAAUCGGAAAUAUUUUUGUCAGUAUUAUUUUAUUACCUGUCAUCCUGUUAUCUGUUUGAGCUUUCCUCAGUUGACUAGUUCAAAACAGCUGCAUUGCGAUACAAAACAAAUAAAAAUGCAUGCA
This is a messenger RNA of Carassius carassius (crucian carp), 3143 nucleotides long. It is a transcript of the gene tex11, whose product is annotated as testis expressed 11. Gene Ontology annotation, biological process: meiotic cell cycle. The record is from RefSeq and is a predicted model, not a curated record. Gene Ontology annotation, molecular function: protein binding. The transcript has 29 exons. The coding region runs from base 129 to 2864 and encodes 911 amino acids. NCBI's taxonomy places the organism in Eukaryota, Metazoa, Chordata, Actinopteri, Cypriniformes, Cyprinidae.